AUGGAGGCGUGUUCGAGCCACGAGUCCUUUGGGGCGGAGUCGCGGCCAUCGCUGGCCCCACCAGACCUGCCCACCUGGUGCUGCUUGUACGCGCAUGCAGUGAGUUUCGGCCAUUUGCCGCUGACGCCUCGAGGUGCGCUGACGGCGAAGCACAUUUCGCCCAUGCCGCCCAAGCGGGUAGGCGACGUCGCGCCACCUCCACCCGAGGCCAAGAGCCUGCAGGCAACUGCCUGCGCUGUUCGGCUUGCGCCUGGGAGGGAAGCAGACGCCGUGUCUCCGCAGCUGGUGACUUGCGCCGGCUCCAGGGCGACUGCGGCGAGCGGAAGGCCGCCCCCCAGUACGGAGGAUCCCAAGUUUUUCUUCCAGGACCAGAAGACGCCGAAGCUGCCCGUGCUGGCGCUGCCCACUGCAGCCGGGGCGCUGGUGCCAGGUCAGGAGCCCAAGUGGCUUGAGGAGCGCUGGAGCCGGGGCACGCUCUGUGAGGACGACGCAUUCAAGCUUCGCGACUCCCACAAGGACAAGGACUACUACCCGGUCUACGACGACGCCUCCAGCACUGCGAGCGUGGCCAGUUCCACCUUCGUCGAGUGCCAGGCAGACCCCUACGAGGUGCACCAGCUCCCGGGUCUCCGGGUGUACGCGUGUUUAUUGGGCGCUAGCACGCAACCGUUGAAGAUGAAGGACGUGUUGGCGUCCCGUGCGGCCUUUGAACUGCUGCAGAAGGACUCCUUCAGCAUCAACCUCGCGGAGUUGGGCGCAGGCACUCCAGUCUCCGUUUCGGACGGACAUUUGAAGGCGGUCUACCAGCAACUGGGAGGAGAUGUGAGCAAUCCUGGCCAGCCCGGAGCGGACUUCCGGAUCUUCUUGCUGGUCCUCAUCGGCCUCGCCCGCUUUGGGAAGACGCCGGCCAUCAUGAAGAUCGCGGGCGAGGACGAGCCGCAGAGGCAGGCGCGGAAGCGCCUGACCAUGGCCAUCAGGGUGCUUUGUGAUAGGGACGACAGGGACCUCACGCAAGAGGAGCUCUCCUUAUUGAUCCUCAGCCUGCACUUGGCCGCCAUCGACAACUCCGCCAAGCUGCAGGAGCUCGUGGCCAAGAAGGUGCAGAUCUUGGUGAGCAAUCGCCAAGAUCCAGAGUUCGCGGAGGGCCUCACAACACAGAAGUUCCCGCGCAUGGCUGUGCACGGGGCCGCGGAGCUGGUGUUCCCAUCGGUGCAUGAGAUCGCAGCUCUAAACCUGAGCUUUCCUGACUGCUUUCGGUCGGAGCUGGGGCAAGAGCUUCUGGUCCGCGUGCCCCGCAAGGCGCAGUUCGUCAAGGAGCUGCCCGGCAGCGCGGCCUUCCUGGCGCAGGAGAUGCCGGAAGAGUCGGACACGGGCGACACCUUCCCCUACCUCUCCAAGCAGGAGCUGCGCGAGCACGCGGGGUCCGACUUCUUCGACCCGCGGAAGAUGAUCCACAGCUUCGAGGCGCAGGUGAAGCGGGCGUUGGCCGUGCGGAAGAUCCGGGAGGAGAAGAGGCGCACGCGAGUGUGGUCCCCCGAAGAAAUCCGAGCCGUCCAAGAGCACAUGAAGAACACCCAGGCCGGCGCCUUUGACGAGACGAAGGGCCUGGACAGGACGGAGCCUGUGCCGGAGACCCCCAAGCUGCUGGAGUCGGCGGCAGUCACUGCGACCUUCCGGCGGGUGGAGGCGUCUAUGGCGCUGAAGGCCACGGACCAUGCGCCAGCCGACAGUGAGCUUCCGGAGCCGAAAGCGAGUCCCGCACCGGCUCCCGAGAUCAGGGAGGACCCGCCGUUUCCGGGGCUCUUGACGACGCACCGGAAGACGAAGCCCGCAUCCGGGCCAAAGAAAGGAGACGUGUCUCCAGCCCGGAGACACGAGCGGCCGAUGGCCAGGCCAAAGACAGCCUGGCGAGAUGAGAUCUGGGACCGCAAGAUGCAGUUCGUCAUCUUGGUGCUUUUUCUUUUCCUUAUGGCAGCCGUGGCCAUCGCCACAGCCAGCAUUCCAGUGAAGCUUGUCUUUGAGGCUUUGCUGGCAGUAGGCAUGGUCGUCUGCCUUUGUCGCCGCUUCACGCGGGAGAGUGCAAGGGUGGAUCACCCGGACACUCCGACAGCCGGAAUUGGCAAGCCGCUGAUCUGCGAUGCGGUUUGA
Molecule: messenger RNA, 2148 nt
Organism: Effrenium voratum
Lineage: Eukaryota; Dinophyceae; Suessiales; Symbiodiniaceae
Source: the annotation of a GenBank genome assembly